GGCUACGAUAUUUACAAUCCGGGCGUUGUGUAUUUACUACUGCGGUUCGUAACCCUUGCUUUGCUGACAUUGGAAUUACCUAUCGGGAUUUGCGUGUUUUUCGCUAUAAUAUCGCUUCUAAAGUUCAAUAGUAGUUUCAGCUUUGUGGUAAUAAGGCAAACUAGUGAAAGUAGCUUUUGAAAGUGUUACGUGUUGAUACCGAAGAUGAGUGCUACGAUUGAAACAGCGUCAUCGGAUUUCUCCAACGAGGACUUUAUGACGAACCCAUCGCUGGCCAUGGAUGCCUGCUUCACUGCGUUCGACAAGGACGGAGACGACCGCCUAUCGUUGGCGGAGUUUGCGUUGAUCUGUCGGGCGUUGUUCCGGAAUGACAAGGGACACAUCUACGUGGUGCCGUCGGAGCGGCUGGACGAGAUGUUCGCCGUGUUCGACAAGAACGAGGACGGAUACAUCGACCGGGACGAGUUCCAGUUCUGUUGGAACCAGUGGAUCAAAACGAUUGUACGACCAAUCAGCGCCUAUCUCAUCGUGGACGUGCAGAACGACUUCAUCAGUGGAUCGCUGAACAUUAGCAACUGCAGUGCCCAGCAAAAUGGACUGGAGGUGAUUGACCCGAUAAACAAGCUCCUGGAUACGGUGGACUUCGACUCGGUGUUCUACUCGCUGGAUUGGCACCCGAGCGACCACGUUUCCUUCAUCGAUAACAUCAAGCAGCGCCCGAUCCACCCGACCAGUCCGUUGAACGCCGAUAACGCCCAGGUGUACGAUACGGUUAUUUUCGCCGGUCCGCCCCCGAUGAAGCAACGACUUUGGCCACGGCAUUGCGUUCAGGAUUCUUGGGGCUCGGAACUGCACAAGGACUUGAAGAUUGUCGAUCAAGGCAUCAAGGUGUACAAGGGCACCAAUCCGGAGGUGGACUCGUACUCCGUUUUCUGGGACAACAAAAAGCUUUCGGACACGACGCUGUGCGGGCAGCUGAGGAUGAAGGGAGCAACGGAUAUUUACGUCUGCGGGCUUGCUUAUGAUGUUUGCGUCGGUGCGACGGCGAUUGAUGCUUUGUCGGCUGGUUACCGGACCAUACUGAUUGACGACUGUUGCCGUGGAGUGGAUGUGAACGACAUCGAGAGCACCAAGCAGACGGUGAUAUCCAACAACGGGGUGAUCAUCAAUUCCAGAGAGGUCAAAGCGAUGGUGGAGGGCCGCGACCGCCGACCGGAGCUCGGCUACAAACUGGCCAUGGAGCUGAAGAACGCCGACUCGGACCUGUCGAAAAACAACGCCUGCCGGCGACAGUCCCAGCCGCAACAGGACAGACCGCAGUAAAAAUUAUAGCACCCGAACCCCACAGCCUAGCUAGCUAGAUCAAGGCUGGACUGAGCCGCCAGAUGACUCCUCUCGGUUCUCCCGGUUCUCAUUAGUUCUUGUCCGCGCGCGCGUCAGUUUUGUUUCAGUUGAUUUUUGCUUGAUGAUUUUUUUUGCCCUGUCACGGUUCGUCCACUCCGGUUUCCGGUCUAUGGAUUUUUACUGUCUUGUCCGUGUGGGACGAAGCAGGAUGAAGGAUGGCGCAUUUCCAGCUCGGUUCCACGGCUGGUUUCCGGUCAGUGGAUAUUAUUUGCGAUUGCUGCAGCAGCCAUCCCGUAGUCCUUGUGGAGAAUUCGUUGUGGAUGACCUGUGGCUUAAGGUUAUCUAGUGCACGUGUCUAUCGAUUUUUAUUAUUUCUAUAUUUCUAAAUAGUUAAGCAACGCUGUUUAGCAGCAGUAAAAAGUUAAUAUCAUUUUUUUACUUACUACUUAAGGCGAAACUGGAAGCAUUUCCUCACUUUUUGGUUUUUGAUUUUUUUAUUAAAUAACGAAGCAAUAUUUUCAAAAUCGGUUUUCGAACACAUGUAGAGUAUAGAUCAAGGUAUCUUCUGAAUUUUUUUUGUAGUGGAAAAUGUUUUUCAUUUUUGUAGAAACCAUUUUUGAACAAAAUUGCACAAAAAAAUGGUUUCUGCAAAAAUGGAAAACAUUUCCUAACUCAAAAAAAUACAGAAGAUACCUUGAUCCAUACUCUACAUGUGCACGAAAACCGAUUUUGAAAAUAUUGCUUCUUAUUUAAUAAAAUAUCAAAAACCGAAAAAAUGAGAAAAUGCUUCCAGUUUCGCCUUAAGGAACUGUUACUUAAAAUAACACAUGUAAUUAUUUUGAUAGUAGAAAACAGCAACAUGGUGCUUAAAAUAGUUACAGACAUGCAUGUCUUUCAAAAAUACUGCAGCUUGUUAAACAAGUUUUACUUUGCGGAAUUGUAGACCGAAAGCAAGUUUAACAUAUUACAGAAAACAACACAAACAAAAACAACAGAAUAAUACCAGAAUAGCUGAACUAUGCAACAACAGAAAAACAGAAUAGCAGAAUGCAUAAUGAUAAAUCGAAAUAUCAGUAGGAAGAGCACGAAUAACAGGAAUAACUAGAACAACAACUAGCAUACAAACAAAUCAGAAAUAACUCAAAUAAUAAUGUAGUAAAAAUAACAGAAAUAACGGGAAUACUUGAAUUGAUAUUAUCCUUCCGUUAAUCGCGCUGUUGUACUUUGUACAACACAUGAGAAUUAUCGACUAUUACUUUAAAACCAUCUUUUCUAUCGAUGUCAACCCCAAAUGUAUUCUACAGGAAUCUUAUAUGGAAUAUUAUAAGACCUUUUUUGAAAACAGUAUAACUUCUUAUAAUGCGGAAAAUUGAAAAUCGCAAUAUGAAGAACGUACUAUAUUUAAGAUAAGAUAGACAGUUGAAUGUGAAUUAAUGUAUUUUAAAAUCUAAAUGAUCUAGAAAUAUGGUGUCUUCGGUAAAGUUACUUGGGAUAUCAAGGGCCUUCGCGAGGUGAACUGAGAAAUUCAGAUUUCAACCGAUAGGCGGCGCUAGUGAGCAUGUAAUUUUUAUAUCCCAUAUAACUCAGGAUCCUGAGUACUUAGAAAGAUGGUGUCUUCGGCAAAGUUGUUUGGUUGGUUAAACACUAACUGAUGGAGUGCCGUUUGGUUUGAAACUCCACAUCUAGGUGGCGCUAGUGGGCAUUGAAAUUUUAUAACUCAUACAUCUCAGGACCCUGAUUACUUAGAAAGAUGGUGUCUUCUGCAAAGUUGUUCAGUAGAUCAAACACUAACUGAUGAAGACAAGUAUGAUGUGCAAUUCCACAUCCAGGUGGCGCAAGUGAGUACUCAAAUAUUAUAACUCAUAUAUCUCGAGAUCCUGAUUACUUAGAAAGAUGAUGUCUUCAGCAAAGUUGUUUAGUAGAUCGAGCACUAACUGAUGGAGAGCCGUAUGAUUUGAAACUCCACAUCUAGGUGGCGCUAGUGGGUAUUCAAAUUUUAUAACUCAUGUGUCUCAGGACCCUGAUUACUUAGAAAGAUGGUGUCUUCUGAAAAGUUGUUUAGUAGAUCAAACACUAACUGAUGAAGACAAAUAUGACGUGCAAUUUUACAUUCAGGUGGCAUUAGUGAGCAUUCCCAUUUUAUGCCUCAUAUAUCUCAAGAUCCUGAUUACUUAGAAAGAUGAUGUCUUCGACAUUGUUGUUUGAUGGUUAAAGAUGGAUGUACUUAUCCCGUGAAAUUGACAACCUUAAGAUAGAGUAUAUUGAAAUACGACGGUCAGAUAUUGAAUAUUUUACUAAGCGCUUUAACUUCAUGUAAAAUUAAUCAAUCAAGUGCAAAUUUAAACAAAUUAUAAUCAACUAGUUUUGUAAUUUUCAAAUUUUGAAAACUUUCGGAAGUAUAAAAAUUUACAGCUCGUUGAUUUGUUUCUAGAUGAAUAAUAACACGUACAUGCUUUUGCAAAUUUACAACUAGCGUCUUCUGGUGGCAGAAGCACGAAUCAAAUGGUCAAUCAACUGAAAGCCCUUGAUCUACCAACCAACCUUGCCAAAGAUAUCAACUUCCCAGGUAAUCAGACUCGGAGAUAUAUAAGAUAUAAAAUUUGCAGACUCAUUAGCACCACUUACUGGUGAAAUAUUGAUUUCAACGACCCAUCAACCAAAUGCACCUAUUUGACAACUUUACCGCCAUUUCUCUUCUAGUAACCAGGAUCCUGAGAACUAUUGCAUACACAUUUUUUUAUGUUCACUAGCGUCAUCUAGUGGCAAGGUAAGCGUCAUCUAGUGGUGAAAUUACGAUUAAAACGGACAACUAUCUGUAAGUUUUCGAUCUUUUAGAAGGUCGGCACGAGAGGUAACUUUUCCUCCAUUUGGUCUUUGAUCAAACAACUUUGCCGAAGUCACCAUCUUUCUGAGUAAAGUGGAGCUUCGUGGCCGUUCGGUUAGCGUUACCAAGCGUGUAACCGCACCAUGCUAUCCACUGGUGCAUGUAAUGUAUGUCGUGUCCAUGGUCUAGUGUUAAUUUCUGUUCAGUCUGCACAGCUGAAGACGGUGUCUCGUGCCUUUUUAAUCGGGAUCCUGAGCUACAUGAGAUUAAAAAUGUACAUGCUCACUAGCGCAACUGUCACUCAUCUAUAAGCCCUUGAUAUACCAAACUUCUUUGCCGAAGACACUAUCUUUCUAAGUAAUAAGGGUCCAGAGAUACAUAAUAUAUAAUACUUACGUGCUCACUAGCGCCGCCAAGUGAUGAAAUUUCAAAUUAAACUGCGAAUCAUCCGUAAGUACUUGACCUACCAAACAACUUUGUCGAAGACACCAUCUUUCUAAGUUAUCAGGUUCCCGAGAUACAUGGGAUAUAAAGUUUAUUUGCUCACUAGCGCCGCCUAGUGGUGGAAUUUCCAAUUAAACGGCCAAUAAUCUGUAAGCCGUUUACCUACCAAACAACAUUGCCGAAGACACCAUCUUUCUAAGACAUCAGGAUCCUGAGAUAUAAGAUAUAACAUGAAAUUGCUCAUUAGCGCCGCCUAGUGGUGAAAUUUCAAAUUAAACUGCGAAUCAUCCGUGAGUCCUUGACCUACCAAACAACUUUAUCAAAGACACCAUCUUUCUAAGUAAUCAGGAUCCCGAGAUACAUCUAUAUAUAUAAAAAUGCAGUGGCAUACGUGGGACCGCGCAUAACUCGCGAACGGAAGGUCCAAUUUUGGUCGUCUAAGUUUUGUUCUGUUAGUUUUUACCCAAGGAAGGUUUAUGAGCCAAAAAACAUGGAAAAAAUGAGAGUUUUUGAAAAUUGAUAUUCCAUACAUUUUGUGACCGGGGACUUGGUCUUGGAUAGAAACUUGAAACGUCAAAAAACGCAGUAGGUAAGACAAAGUUUGCCGGGUGUAGCUAGUAGAAUAUAAAGUUUAUAUGCUCACUAGCGCCGCCUAGUGGUGGAAUUUCCAAUUAAACGGCCAAUAAUCUGUAAGCCGUUGACUUACCAAACAACUUUGCCGAAGACACCAUCUUUCUAAGACAUCUCAGGAUCCAUUAGAUAAAACAUGAAAUUGCUCACUAGCGCUGCCUAGUGGACGUAUUACGAAUCAACUUUGUCAGCAUCAAGUAGCCCAUGAAAUUUACAACAACUUUGCCGAUGAUAGUCCUCCUCUAAACAAUCAGGAUCCUUAGAUAUUUCAGAAUGUAUGGGUGUUGUACAAAGUACAACGCGCGACUGCUCGCGUUACAAAAAUUGGCGCGAGUACUGGAAGAGGAACCUAAAUAAUAUGAAACCAUAAUAGAUAACAGAUGAAUAACAGGAUCAACAGAAAUAACGGAACUGAAAGGAUUAGCAAAAACAGGGUUUCCUUCAAAGAUUUUUUCAGCAAUUUGAUUAAAAAUCAAUGCAGAAUUUGAUUACCUUCGAUAUUCAUUUGGAAAUUUCUCCCGAAAUUCUAACCUGGAUUUUUCCUUGAUUUCAUGGAAGAAUUUCUUAACCAAUUCUUGCUGACACAAUUAUUCUUACGGUUUCUCCCAGAGUUCUUCCUUAAAUUUAUCUAGGGAUGUUUCGAUGUUUGCUGGAGGUUUGCCAGUGUUGUUUUCUGAAUUCCUCUUGGAGUUUCUGCUAAGAUUCCAUUCCAUUCCAGAGGAUUUCCCGGAUUCGCUCCCAGAGUUCCUGCCGUGGUUUGCCGAUGUUCCUUCCGAGAUUUCUAAGAGCAGUUUCUCGGAUUCCUACCAGAGUUUCUUCUGGGAUUUGUGCAGGAGCUACGCAAGUAACAAUGAAUGCUGAGCAGUGAGAGUAUUUGCUGAACAACAGCUGGUAAAUGGUGUCAAUGGCUGAACAGAAUGACAGCUGAUUAUUAGUAUGAAGUUUGACUUGUUCAACCUCUUUAAUCAGCCAUACAUAGAUGACUCAACUUGAUAUUCGUUGAAUAGAAUAUGAUAGAUCUGGGUAACCAGCAUUAAAACAAUACACCCACAUGAAGAAAUAAUCAUCUGUUGUUCAAUCUUUAAUCAAAUAAUUUUUGAACUGAGUUAGUCCAAAUUAGGUCCUUAGCUAUUUCGACACAACAAGUAAUGCUCUUGUUUUUGAGGAUAUGUAUUAGAUUGGCCCAAAUACAAAAAUGUUGAAAAAUUCCACGGGGCACCCUCUAGAAUCGUGCCUUUGGAUGAGAAGAGCAAUCUGUAAAAAUUUCCGCUCAAUCGGUUUAAAUCUGAGCUGACGCAAAUGAGUUGAAGGUUUGUAUGGGAACUUUAGUCCAAAUAUAUGGGAAAUUGGAUGACCUCCAGUUUCUCAUUCAGCACGCUGGUUGAAAGAGUUCUAUUUGGCUCAUAAUUGAAAAAAUAAUAGUUGAUACCCUAAGGAACAACUUUGUAGAAGACCAUAUAAUGAUAAAAUUUAAUUUAGUUUGGUUUCAGCUUACAAAAGCAGGAUGAGGACAUCUUCCCCUGUUUACUCUCGGUUGUUACAUGCAGCACGUGUUUACUGUUCGAAACUUGCACUCUACAUCAUAGGCGGCUAUGUUGUCCUUCAUUUCAAAUGCUCACGCACGUGGGCUGGUUUCGAAACAAUGAAGAAUAACAUAGCUGCCUAAGAUGUAGCGCACAAGCUUCGACCGACAAACACGGCUAAACCGCAACUAAAUUAAGUUUUAUCAUGAUAUGGUCUUCUACAAAGUUGUUCCUUACGGUAUCAACUACCAUUCUUUCAAUUCUGAGCUAAAUCGAACUCGCUGAACUGGCGUACUGAGUGAGAGACUGUAGGUCAUCCAAUUUCCCAUAUAUUUGGACUGAAAAUCCCAUACAAAUCUUCAACUCGUUUGCGCCAGCUCAGUUUUAAACCGAUUGAGCUGAAUCUUUCACAGAUUGUUCUUCUCAUCCAAAGGCACAAUUCUAGAGGGUGCCUCGUAAAUUUUUCCAACUUUUCUUUCUCGCCAUACAAAUGUGGGCCGGUCUAAUAUGUAUACAAUUGUGUGUGGUGUAGGUGCUAAGGUGAGUGACUAUAAAUCAGGAGGUCCGAGUUCAAUUCCCAGUUUUCCUACCGAUUAAUUUAUUCAUUCCUAAACAACACUUCUGUCAAUAGACGCAGCUAAUGGUAAAAAUAGGCUCAAAGUGUUUUUAUUUUAUUUUACACAAUUAAUAAAUUUAAUUGAUUACUGAUUAAGCGCAUAUUAAGCCUUAAAACAGCCUUCCAAUGAACCUCAAAUCUGCUGAAGGUUGAAUAAAAUCACCAAAUUUAGAUGUGUAUGAGCUGAAUAACGGAUUGUACCUCUUGUGCUCAGCUUUUGUUCAAAUGAAGGCUGAUUUAAAAUAGUUGGAGAAAUGUUUGUACAGCAUCAAAUUGUAACCUGGGUAUUUAUGGCGCUUCUGCAAGGGUACGUCCCGCAAUUUCUCACAUAACGUUUUCCUGUAUGUCUGAGUUUCUCGGGGGAAAGAUCCCUAUUUUCAAAAUUUUCCCAAAAUUCCUUCACUUAGUGGUUUUCGGGAUAGGGUAAUAACACCGUCUCUCGACAUUUUUUUCAGAAGAUUUUCCAGAGAUUUCUCCUUAAGCAUUUACCGGGAGUUCCUCCAUGAAUUUCUCUCAAAGAUUACCUCCCGAAAUUCCCCAUAUAUUUUAACCCUAGAUUACUCCAUGAAGUUUUGCUCGGGAUUUAUUCCGAAGUUUCAAUUGUUAUUUCUAAAGUAGUUUUUUUUCUUACGGGAUUCCACUAUUCCUUCCGAUUUUCUCCGGGAAUUUCAUACAAAUAAUUUUUCAGAUUAUCCCAGUGGAUAUUCUGGGAAAAAAUCAUGGAAAAUCCGACAACAUAGUUAAAGUGGAAUACUGGGAAGAAUCCCACUUACAUUUCUUGGUUGAAAAGCCGGAGGAUCUCGGGGAAAUAUCUUGCAAGGAACUUUGAAGGAAUACCAUUGAAAGAAAUCCUGAAAUCCUGAUGAAAAAAUCGAACUUGCAAUGAUAGCUGAAUAACAGCUUAUAUUCAUCUGUUGUACAACAAUAAUAUUUGUCGGUAAUUCUGCAAGAUAAAGCCUGUAUCCGCAAUAAUCGGGACACAGAAAUACAGCUGUAACUUUGCAAUAAAUACAUUAAAAUUGCUCAAAUUUGACCUAUUAACAUCUUUAGAUGUGUUCAUUUCACCUACAAAAUUUCAUGUGAAUCGGUGCAGUACUUUUUGUUGUAGCAAUGAAAGAGUAGAAUGCGCGUCAGUGAGUUUUGUACAGCCCCUAGUUUGGCUUGUCAGCACUGUAACUUUUGAAUUUGGCAAAGGGAAUGGUUAAAAUUUUGAAACCUCUCAAUCCACAUUUGUUGCUUAGGCAAAAUUUCAAAAAAAUCGAUGCACUAUCAAAAAUUUUAUAGUCGAACAUGUAUUGGGACUGAACGUUAUUUUAGCCCCUCAGACAGCUAUUAGUCACCACCCUUCAUUGCUUCGAUUGUAUUAUUGAAAGUACUAUACCAAUAAUCAUCAAAUUUUGCAGGCAUAAUAUACACAUAAUCAACUAUAUUCUGUAAAAAUUUUAUGAAAAUUGGCAGAGAAAUUCAAAAGUUAUGAAUUGGCAAACAUCGCACAUGAAAAACACAAAACAUUUUCACUAACACUGACCCCUAUCAACACCAGUAGCUUCCAAACCAAUUGAUCAAAGUUGAUGAAAUUUUGCAAGAAAAUGCCUCUAUAAGUAUCAUAACUGCUAACGAAAUUUCAUAAUUAUCAGCGCAGAACUUUGAACUGUAGCGUGAAAGAACCAUCUAUUAUGCGAAUGAAAAUUGCUCAUCAUUGUACAAAAUGCUUAAAACCACGUCUGUUUGUUUUUCAUCCACAGUUAAAAGUAAUGCAUCGAUUUUUAUGAAAUUUGGCACAAAUAAUAAACAUACACCAAAGAGUUCUCAGUCAAUUAUUUGGCCAAUUUUACCGAUUCAGUACAGAGCUACAGCCGUGCUUCUGUGUCCCGAUUAUUGCGGAUACAGGCUUUAUCUUGGAAAACACCAAGCGAAAUCAAUCGAAUUUCCGUAAUCCUGAAAGAUUCUCUAGGAGGAGUCCUGUAAAGAAUUGCUGAAACUGCUUUCCGAAAGUUCAUUCGGAGAAAUCUGCAACUUCUACGCGGAGCUACAAGCUUUCAGUGAGAAUCUGUCAAUAUUACGCAGUCCAAUUACCAUCUUGAUUACCAAUUAGUCUUGCAGAGGUUUUGAAAACCGCCAUAAAACUUAAAACCUUUUAUUUUAGUUUUAUGAUGGUUCUAAGAACCUUUUCUAGUCUAUUUGAUUAAAAAAAUGUUACUUGGGAGAAAACGUUUGUUUUGGCAGCUUAUCACAUAUGGAAGUGAAUUCUACAUAUUCAGUUUUUUUUUUGGUCAUACAAACAUGUAGGUAACUCCGUACUGGGUAUCCUUUGAAAGUUCCUGCUAGAAAAUCUCUUAGGAAUUAUUGAAGACAUCACUAGAUCGAGUUCUUGAGUUAAUCACCAGAAGGUAUUCCUGAAAAAAAUAUGUUGGAAUCCCUAGAAUCUUCUGAUGUAAUUUCUUGUGAGAUCACCUAAAGAAGUUUCUGAAACAAUAACCAGAUGGCAGUCCUAGAGUAAUCGUCAGAUUGAUAUUUUAGAAGAAUCGCCAGACAAAAUUGCUGAAGGAAUACCCAGAUGGAGUUUUUUGAUCAAUCCUGGGAGUUUCUGGCGGAGUCCCCUGAAGAAAUUCCUUUGAAUCCCUGGAGAUUUCAUCUGAAGCACGUCUUGGAUUGGAGUAAUCAUUGAAUGAAAAUCUCCAGAAGGAGUUAAAAAAUGGACACCCACCAGCAAUCCUUGAAGAAACCCCCAGUUAGCUUUACAGGUGUAAUCCACAGAUGGAGUUCAUGAAAGAAUUCUCAGAAUUAAUUCCAAGAGGAAUACCACCAGAUGGAGUUUCCGAACGAUUUCCCAGCAGGAGUUUGUGCAACCUGAAGGAAUGCCUAGAUGGAAUUCCUGUGGUAAUCCAAAGAUGUAGUUCUUGGGAGAAUCUCCAGAACAUAAACCUAGAGGAACAUUCAAAUAGAAUUUCUGGAGAAGUACCCAGAAGGAAUUCCUGGAAAAAUCCACAGAUUUAGAUGGUGGAGGAAUUCUCAGAAGUUUCUCUAAUACAAAAAGCUAAAAGAAAUCCAAAGCACAAAUGGCUCAAUUCGGUGCCAACAUUUCAUAAAGCAAUAGAUCGUAUCUUAUUCGACCCGAACAAUCCACUAGCACAACUAGAAAGUUAAAAUCCUCGAAUUAUUCGGGGCCUCAGAUAAUAAUCUCCGAGUGCGUCUUGUAGUAGAGUUCGCUACUUUUUAUUCAGACGACCCAUUUGUGUCUGUCAUUUUUGGCGUUUCGAGGAGUCUCAUGGGCGUUAAUGGUUGUUUCAAGGGGGUACCAGACACGAUCUCAACGGUGUCUCAGCGGGUCUAAGUGAGCUUCAGGGGGUCACAUCAUAACUCAACGGUGUUUGAGGGAGUUACAGGGUCACCUCAGGUAGUUAAGGGGUAUCAGGAGAUCUCAGGAGCAUUACAAGAAGGUCAAAGAGGGGUUUUAGGGGGUACCAGGAGGUCUCAAGGGCGUUUAAGGGGAUCUCAGAGUCAUCUCAGGGAGUUUCGAGAGGUUUACAGAGGCCUUCAAGUAGCUCUGACAGGGUUUCAGGUCUUUUCUGUAGAUCUCGGGGGAUUCCAUGGGGCCUCAGGAGAGCUUUGAUGGGUCUCAAGGGUUUCCAGGAGGCUCCCAGAGGUUUUCAGAGAGUCACAUGGGAAAUCAGGGCCGUUGAAGUGAGUCUCAGGGGAUCUCAUGGGAUUACAUGGGGGCCUCAGGGACGCUUCAAUGGGUUUCCGGCGGUUCCGUGGAAGUUCCAGAUGGUCUCAGUGGCUUCUCAGGGGGAUACCAGGAGAGGUUCAGGGGCCUGUCGAUAAACUACUCUUAGGGUGGGAGGGGGAAUCUGGCCGAAGCAUGGGCCGAAGUCUACGGUCCAUACAAAUUUCGAAAAUUUUGUAUGAACGAAAGUCUAUGAGGGGGCAGAGGAGGGGACUGAGAUGGCCAAAAAUGAGUCAACGUAGUUUAUGGACAGCGCCUAAGGCGUUUCAAGGGCUCAUGGGUUUCAGGGGGUACCAUGUGAUCUCAAGGGCAUUCAAAGGGGUCUCAGGGUCGUCACAUGGGGUUUUAUUGGAUGCUAAGAGGCUCCAGCGGGUCUCACGUGUGCGUGCUUCAGGGGAUUUCAGGGGGCUUUGAGGGAUCUCAGGGAGUUUCCAGGAGCCUGAAACGACCCUGAGAUAUCCUGGUACCUUCUGGAACUCCCUGAGACACCCAUGAAACACGCUGGAACUCCCAAGAACUUCCUGAGCCCCUUGAAGUGUGUCUUAGGGCACAUGGAACCAUCCUAGGUCCAUCUUGAGGAGGUCACAUGAAACUAUCCUGGAUCGCCUCUGAAACCCCAUCGGACUCCUGAAAUGCCCCAUCGGCCUCUGAAAACGCCUCGAAACACCUCUGAGAGCUCCAGGUACCCUCAGAAACCCGCUGGGGCCACCUGAAACAACUCUGGCAUCUCCUGAUACCCCCUUUUGAAACGCCACUGGGAUCUCCGGAUAGCCCCUGAAACACCUUGGGACCUUCUGAAACGCCCCUGUAACCUUCCUCUGCUUUCCGUAUAAACGCCCCAGGCCGCCGAUGCCUCAGUUACUGUCUAUACAUUUUCUUUUGCACAAUAUUGAUUCGCAACAGAACCGAACGAAGAUCCCCUUAAACACCCCUGAGACAUACUGGUAUCCUCCGAAAUCCCAUGGGACCUCCUUGAAAUGCUCCUGAGAUCUCUUAGUACCCCCUUAAAGUACCUGAGGUGACCCUGAGACUCCCUCAAACGCCAUUGAGUUCUAAUGUAACCCUUGAAACUUUCUGAAACCCUCAGAAAUACCCUUGAGAUCGCCUGGUACCCCCUUGAAACAACCAUAAACGCCUCUGCGGCGAGACAUUAUUGGCAGCCUCGGCCGGAAUUCCAGACAUCCGGUUCUGUGUUGGGGUCAUAUAUGACCCCUCCGGCUCCAAAGAGUUAAAUUCCCGAAGCCUGCUUGAAAGUCCCAGAAACUCCAAUAAACUCACUAAAACCACUUUAAACUCUUGAAGAGACUCCCCACGAUGGCUCUACCUCAUUUGGCAUAAUGUCAUUUGUCAUAAAGGCCAUUCAGCACAACGGUCAUACGGCAUAGCACCGUUUUGCAUAAUACGAUGAACAGCCUUCUUGGCAAGAAUGUGAAUAAUCCAUGUUAUGUCCAAUGCGGUAGCCCCUCGAUCAUUCUUGCCACUCACCUUUCAUGUAUUCUCCCGAAACUCUCCUGAAACUAUUUUGAAUUCUUUGAAAUAAUACAAAUCUAGAAACUUCAAUCUGAAAUGAAAAAUAAAUUAUACGAAUAACGAGAAUAACUAGCUUGACAGGAAUCUAUAAGCGGAAUCAGAAGUCUACGCUGCAUACAUAACACAUGAACUAUAGGAAUUGAAGACCCCAAGCAGCACACAUGUCAUAUAAGAGUUACAGCAAUGCUAGUUUUGAUUGUAUAAAAGUAAAUUUAACGUAAUUCUAGCAUUGUGUUGGAAUAACGUCAAAUUAUCUUCUAUACAACCAAAACUAGCAUUGCUGUAACUCUUAUAUGACAAGCGUGUUGCUUGGGAUAUGUUACAAAAGAGUCACAACCACGGAAGUUUUUGAUUACACACGAGUCAUUGUCAAGAAAUUCUUGCAUUGGGUUAGAAUUACAUAACUGUAGCUCCUGUGCUACCAAAAACAUUCGCUGUCGUUACUCACGUGACAUGUGUGCUUCUUAAGAAUUGGAAUGCGACCCGAACAAUAGAAACAACAAAAUGACGAAUAACAAUUUACUAAUAAUUUUUAAUAACGUAAACUACGCAACUCAAAUUCACUGCUCCGUAGAGAAAAAUUAAACUUGUUUUACAUGCAACAACGUACGCAAUUGCCACAUCACAGAUGCCACAGAUAUUGGACACCAAUUUUUCCCCUACCAGUUUUAACAGUUACUUAAAAAACCUUUUUAUCUUAGAUUAGCAUUAGGUCAUAGUUUGUCGCCGGUGGAGGUUUCUAUCCUAUAAGUGUUGUAUCCAGUGCUGAAAAAUUCAUUUCGCCAUAUCUAAGUUCAAUCACCUACAGCUCAUUUUAGAAGCUGAACCUGAGAAUCUGGUAUAUGAAAAACUUUUGCGGCUACACGAAUUCUGCAAGAAAGUCACGGAAAAACUGCUAUUUUUCGAAUAUUUAAGGUAAAUGUCACGGACUACCUUCGAAAAAUGCCAAAUGAUAUUCACCGUGAAUAUCAUUGGGAUUUUUCGGAGGUAGUCCGUGACAUUUACCUUAAAUAUUCGAAAAAUAGCAGUUUUUCCGUGACUUUCUUGCAGAACUGGUCUAGCUGCACAAGUUUUUCAUAUACCAUAUUCUCAGGUUCAGCUUCUAAAAUGAGCUGUAGGUGAUUGAAUUUAGAUAUGGCGAAAUGAAUUUUUCAACACUGGUUGUAUCACUUUGACACCAUUCCUAGAAGAACUAGUUGCCCCUUCAGUAGAAUUCGUACCUAACUCUUAGCUUACGAUCUUACAUACUCUCUAAUUGAUGCAGACACAUUUUACUUGGUAGCUUUUUGGCUUAGUGUAUUUUUUUCCAUGGUUUAGACUUACUUUAUAAAAAAAAUGUAGAAAAGAUAAGUAAGAAAGGUGAUAAGUUAUAGUGAAGCAGAAAAAAAAACGUUCCGAAAAGAUGCAAGGUAGUAGAUUUUAAACGAACAAAUAAAAAUAAACAGAGUAUCAUAUAAUAGAGUUGUUGAUCUAUUUUCUCCCAGUGUAGAUGAUCCUAGUUGAAAAUUGAAAUGAUGUAGAAACAAUAGUCUAAUUAACUCCAAACAAAGCUUUUGUGUCAUAGUCACAGUUGUACCAACAUCACGAGCUGUCUGUAAAACAUAAUGACGAUGUAAUAAAAAAGGAAAACUCACGGUGAAUAGCCCCACACUGAUACGCAAAA
Aedes albopictus (Asian tiger mosquito) is the source of this 14301-nucleotide messenger RNA. RefSeq names its product nicotinamidase (gene Naam). The record is from RefSeq and is a predicted model, not a curated record. The coding region runs from base 205 to 1323 and encodes 372 amino acids. Lineage: Eukaryota; Metazoa; Arthropoda; Insecta; Diptera; Culicidae. Gene Ontology annotation, molecular function: calcium ion binding. The transcript has 9 exons.